Messenger RNA from Mauremys reevesii (Reeves's turtle), 879 nucleotides. RefSeq names its product bradykinin receptor B1 (gene BDKRB1). Gene Ontology annotation, cellular component: membrane. Gene Ontology annotation, molecular function: bradykinin receptor activity. NCBI's taxonomy places the organism in Eukaryota, Metazoa, Chordata, Testudines, Geoemydidae. Gene Ontology annotation, biological process: neutrophil chemotaxis; G protein-coupled receptor signaling pathway; immune response. The record is from RefSeq and is a predicted model, not a curated record.
CCAGAUUUAGAGUGGUGGGAUGUUGUGUAUUGUAUAGUAUCACCGUACAUUGACACAGUCUGUCGUGCAGGUGUUCUUUAAAUGUUGUGCAUUUCUGUGUAUUUGCUUCAUAAGGGUGCUAAAAUCUACCUUCUAAAUCUAGCAGCUGCUGAUGUGGUCUUCCUUGUGAACCUCCCUUUCUGGGAUCAGACCAUCAGAAAUAAAUACAACCGGCCAUGUGACUUCCUUUGUCAUAGCACCAAACAUCUAUUAAGAUGAACACAUACACCAGCAUCUUCAUUAGUGGCAAUCAGCAUGGAUUGCUAUUUAGUUUUCGUUCAGACCCUGAAGCAGAGGGAAACUAAAAGUAAUGCUCAGGCUAAAGCAAUCUGUCUGCUGGCCUGGGUCUCUAGAAGUCUGAGCAUCCCAACAUUUAUGUUUGGUCUGAAAUAUCCACAAGACUUGAAUAUCUUCUCUUGCACCCUAGUCUUCCCCAGCAAACUGUGGAAAACAACUGCUCACCUGACAUUAAACCUCAUGGGGUUUGCUUUGCCAUCUAUAGCAAUCAUCUUUAACUGCCACAUCGUUCAUCCUCUAUGAGAAAACACAAGAGGUCGGGACCGCAAGGACACAACAGCCACCAUGUUGAUCUUCACAGUUGUGCUUACAUUUCUUUUCUGCUGGACCAUCACAUUUUUGUUUUCUUAUUGAGGAAUGGAAGCUGACAAGGGCUGUUCCUGAGACAAGUUGUUCAAUUUUGGCUCCUAAUUUUCUCCUGCUUCCACCAAGAGUUGCCUUAAACCUGUGAUUUAUGUAUUUGUUGGGAAGUACUGCAGGGAGAAGGUUUUAAAAAAGUUUCUAUAUAAUUUAUUCCCACCUGAUGUCCUUGAAAAGGCCUAG